GUUAACUGUCGAGCGCUGAUUCUUGAAAUCUUCACCGGUAGCUUUUCUUCAAGUUACAAAGAUGUCGCUGCUGCUUUGCCUCGUAGCGGGAGCAGUUUCCUUUUAUGUGAUACUUUACUACGGUGUGUUCAGAGGAGCCAGGUACUCAAGUUCAGUGAAGCUAAAGGGGAAGACGGCCAUUGUUACAGGGUUUAAUGUAUCUGAAUUAUUGACCAACACAGGAAGCAACACUGGCAUUGGGAAGGCGACGGCGCUGGAUUUGGCGAGGAGAGGAGCCAGAGUGAUCCUGGCCUGCCGCAACAAGGAGAAGGCUGAGACGGCUGCUUACGACAUCCGCAGAGAGACUGGGAACAAUCAGGUGGUGUUCAUGCAGUUGGAUCUAGCGAGUUUGAAGUCCGUUCGAAGCUUUGCCGAAAACUUCCUGAAGACUGAACCCAGACUGGACCUCCUCAUCAACAACGCAGGUGUGAUGGGGCCAGGACAGACUGAGGAUGGUUUUGGCAUGGCGUUCGGUGUGAACCACCUGGGUCACUUCCUGCUCACUAACCUCCUCCUGGAGCGUCUGCAGAAGUGCGGUCCCAGUCGGGUGGUCAACGUCUCUGCUCUUCUGCAUCGCCUGGGCAGCAUCGACUUCCCUCUUCUAGCCUCCAAGAAGGAUUUGGUGUCCGGUCAGUCCACCUGGCACAACUUUCAGGCCUACAGCAGUAGCAAGCUGUGUAAUGUGCUCUUUACCAGGGAGCUGGCCAACAGGCUGGAGGGCACCAGCGUCACCUGCUACAGUCUGCACCCAGGAGUCAUCUAUACAGAACUGUGUCGCAGUAUGAGCCUCUGGCAGCAGCUCCUCUUGUCUCCUUUUGCCAAGCUCUUCUUCCUUGACCCUGAGGGGGGGUCCCAGACCACUUUGCACUGUGCCCUGCAGGAGGGGAUCGAACCUCUCAGUGGGCGCUACUUCUCUAGCUGUGCUCUGCAGCAAGUUGGGACCCGGGGACGAGAUGAUGCUCUGGCUAAGAAGCUGUGGGAAGUGAGUGAGAGGUUAACCGGCUUAUGAUGAGAGACUGAGACCUGAUCUAGGAGUUCUGAGGACUCUGUGGGACUCAUCAGAGACGUCUCAGGCCUCAGGUCUGCUUUCUUAUGGUCCUAUAAGAGCAGAUGGGUCUUUGACAGCACACAAAGCGUUAAAAUGUUUUUAUAUUUCUGUUACCUGCUUGCGCUCCUUAUAAUUUCCUUUUAUCAGAUGGAAGAUGUGACAGAAACAAAGAUAUGUCAUGAUUGCCCAAGUGGAUUAACAAGAUUUUCUCACUUGUGAGGAUGAUCUUAACCAUUUAAACUCCAGCGUGGUGGGAUUUAUACCUGAUUAAAAGAGCACAGCACAUAUGAGGACCUGCAGGAGGUACGAAUGAGUGAGGAAAAAGAGACAUUAUAGUGGAUUCAUGAGAGAGUACGGGUGUGGAGAUUCUUCAAAUGCACAGUUCAAGUUAUCUUUAGAGAUAGAAAUUAUAAUUUUAUUUGAUUCAAACUAUUUUUAUGCACAGUCAGCACUAUUAUACGCACUACUGUUUGGAGAUGGACCAAAUCUGAUGCCUUUCUGCGAGAGCUUUGAAAAAUGUAAUAGAAGUUUAAAUAGAUAAAUAGUAUAUGUCUUUCACAAGAUAACCCUUGUUUCUACUUUCACUGAUGGUUAUAUAUUUAAACCCCUUCAAGGAAGAAUGUGCAACAUUGUGAUCCAGUAGAUGUCGCCCUUGUACACCAGCAUUAAACUAAAAGAAACUUCUGUUUGGCGCCACCUCCGCUAAUCUGAAGCCUCUGCUCUCCUCACACCUCCAACCCCUCUCCACUCGCAUUUGCAAGAAGGAGUUAUCAAUUAGACUGCACCGUUAAGCGCAAGCGGCGGACAAAAUUGUCCAUUGCUCAGGCUGCAAUUAACUGUCAUCUGCUUUGUUGUUUAAGCACGCACAUGUUAGCACACUUUGGUUAACUCGUAUAUUCAUAUUGCACAUUAAUUGACAUUGAAUGAUCGUGAUCUAAAGACACUUACAAGACAUCAAAAUAUGAAGUGAGUAUGUUCUUUUUGUUUUCUCUAGUCUUUGACUAAAACAGCUUUUUUACACAAGGCUGUCCCGUCCAUGUAAACACAGCUCUGACAACAGUUCAGCUGGCGGGACUCGGACUAUGUGUAAAAUGUUGCAUAUUCUUCCUUUAAAUGCAAAGUAAUUUUAACAGGAAAUUUGCCCUUAUCAGUAAUGAUGCAUUACCUUUUAGGACUUCCCAAGUUAAAACAAUGUUUGUAUGUUUUGUGACUAAUAUUUUUACUCACAUCAAGUCUUUUACAUGUAUUUCAUAAGUUUCUUACACUGAACAAAGAAUAAAUAAAUAUUGA
This is a messenger RNA of Labrus bergylta (ballan wrasse), 2377 nucleotides long. Its product is annotated as dehydrogenase/reductase SDR family member 13. The record is from RefSeq and is a predicted model, not a curated record. NCBI's taxonomy places the organism in Eukaryota, Metazoa, Chordata, Actinopteri, Labriformes, Labridae.